Pteropus alecto (black flying fox) is the source of this 1887-nucleotide messenger RNA. RefSeq names its product ring finger protein 112 (gene RNF112). Lineage: Eukaryota; Metazoa; Chordata; Mammalia; Chiroptera; Pteropodidae. Gene Ontology annotation, molecular function: GTP binding; metal ion binding; GTPase activity. The transcript has 14 exons. Bases 1 to 1887 code for a protein of 628 amino acids. The record is from RefSeq and is a predicted model, not a curated record. Gene Ontology annotation, biological process: endoplasmic reticulum organization; protein homooligomerization.
AUGCCGAGGUCCGCUUUGUCAAUCAUUUCCUUUUGUCACUGGCUUGGCAAACAGGAGAGAAAACGGAGCUUCAUGGGAAACAGUAGCAACAGUUGGUCCCACACGCCAUUCCCCAAGUUGGAGCUGGGCCUGGGUUCCCGGCCCGCCGCGCCCAGGGAGCUUCCUGCCUGCUCCAUCUGUCUGGAGAGGCUGCGGGAGCCUGUCUCGCUGGACUGCGGCCAUGACUUCUGCACUCGGUGCUUCAGCACUCACCGUGUCCCGGGCUGCGAGCCGCCCUGCUGCCCAGAGUGCCGGAAGAUAUGCAAGCAGAAGAAGGGCCUCCGGAGUCUGGGGGAGAAGAUGAAACUCCUGCCUCAGAGGCCACUGCCUCCUGUGCUGCAGGAGACCUGUGCUGUGAGGGCGGAACCUCUGCUGCUGGUGCGAAUCAACGCCUCCGGAGGCCUCAUCCUGAGGAUGGGGGCCAUCAACCGCUGCCUGAAGCACCCCCUGGCCAGGGACACCCCCAUCUGCCUCCUUGCUGUUCUGGGGGAGCAGCACUCAGGGAAGACCUUCCUCCUUAACCACUUGCUCCAGGGGCUGCCAGGCCUGGAGUCCAAUGAGGGCGGCUGGCCUAGAGGAGGGGGAUCCCUGCAGGGAUUCAGAUGGGGUGCCAAUAGCCUUACCAGGGGCAUAUGGAUGUGGAGCCACCCCUUCCUUCUGGGAAAAGAGGGGAGGAAGGUGGCCGUGUUUCUGGUGGACAUAGGGGACGCCAUGAGCUCUGAACUGAGCAGAGAAACAAGGACCAAGCUUUGUGCCCUUACCACGAUGCUGAGCUCCUACCAGAUCCUCAACACCUCCCAGGAGCUGAAGGAUACAGACCUAGAAUAUCUGGAGAUGUUUCUCCAUAUGGCUGAGGUGAUGGGCAGGCAUUAUGGGAUGGUGCCAAUCCAGCACAUGGAUCUCUUAGUUCGUGACUCAUCCCACCCCAACAAGGCAGGGCAGGGGCACAUGGACGAUGUCAUCCAGAAAUCCAGCAAAUACCCCAGGGUUCGAGAGCUGCUCCAAGGGAGGCGAGCCCGUUGUUACCUCCUGCCUGCUCCAAGGAGGCGGUGGGCCAGCAAAGACCACAGAAGCCCAGGCAACACAGAUGACAAUUUCCGCCACCUCCGAGCGUACGUCACUGAUGUGCUGAAUGCUGCCCCCCAGCACGCCAAGAGCCGCUGCCAAGGGUACUGGAGUGAAGGGCGCCCCAUGGCCAGGGGAGACAGACGCCUGUUCACAGGACAGCAGUUAGCUCAGGAAAUCAAGAACCUUUCAGGCUGGAUGGGGAAAACAGGGCCUGGGUUCGCCUCUCCAGAUGAGAUGGCUGCUCAACUGCAUGACCUGAGGAUGGUGGAAACUGCCAAGAAGGAGUUUGAGGAGUAUGUGCGGCAGCAGGACAUGGCCACCAAGCGCAUAUUCUCUGCGCUCCGGGUCCUUCCUGACACCAUGCGGAACCUCCUCUUCGCUCAGAAAGACGCCAUUCUGGCUCGCCACAGAGCAGCCUUGCUGUGCCACGGGAGAGAGCAGGCCUUGGAAGCCCUGGAGGCUGAGCUGCAGGCUGAGGCCAAAGCCUUCAUGGACGCCUACACCAUGCGCUUCUGUGGUCACCUGGCUGCUGUGGGCGGUGCCGUGGGGGCGGGGCUCAUGGGCCUGGCCGGGGGUGUGGUGGGCGCAGGCAUGGCCGCGGCAGCGCUGGCUGCAGAGGCUGGGAUGGUGGCAGCUGGAGCUGCGGUGGGGGCUACAGGAGCCGCUGUGGUCGGGGGUGGUGUGGGUGCUGGGUUGGCUGCCACCGUGGGCUGCAUGGAGAAGGAGGAGUAUGAGAGGGUGCAGGAAGGGGACCGAGAGCCCCUGCUCCAGGAGGAGUAA